UGAUGUGUCGCACCCAGGGUUGGGCGAGUAUUAUACAUGAUGUAUUGUACAUAGGUAUGUUACAUGGAUAAAACUCUGUAUAAUACAUGCAAUGUUUCAUCAAUGUAUAAUACGUAACCGAGAUGGCGCCACUAUCUACACACUGUGCGCUGUGCGCCUGCGUAGGCAAAUUAACCGACAAUUUUUUUAAAAAUGAGGAAGAACUACUCACUCAGUAACGUCAGACGUCAGUAUUGUCAAUUGUCAGUGUCUUAAAAAAAAUGAAUCGAGGAGGCAGGCCUUCACAUCGGUAUUGGAUUGAAGGGAAUUUCAAAAAAGUUUACGAAAAUAAAAAACUUUUCGCUCUUUGUCAAGUGUGUAACAAAACAAUUCGACAUUCCGCUGAACGCAGGCUUAGAGAUCAUAGAAAAUUUUGUCAAGGUCUGCUUACUGUAGAGAGUGUGGAAGACGAAACCGACGAAAUUGAUGAAAACGUUGCUUUCAAUCCUGCACCCAUUACUACACCUGUUGCUGAGACGAAUGCUAACAACUACAACAACGAUGGAAAUAAAAAAGCUCUGCCGUACAAAAAAAGAAAACGGCUUGAUGCAUUCUUCGAUCGGAUGUCGUUGGUAGAAAAAACAACACUUGACACCAAGCUGAUAAAGUUUUUGUGUGGAUGUCACAUUCCUCUUGAAGUUUUGAAUUCGACACAUUUCAAAAAUUUUAUGACAUUGUUAAGACCAGCCUAUGACGUUCCCUCUACGCAAGAUGUCAACAACAAUCUCUUGAAUUCAGUGUACCAGGAAGUGACGGCACAUUCUUCAACAUCUCAAGAAUCAUCAGAUGGAGUAUUAAUGAUGUCGGAAUUGAUGGGUGAAACUGUGGAUUUGAAAUACGUUCUUGGAAUCGUUCACAGAACACCUCAAGGGGUUUUCCAUCUUAAAAUUUGGUCAAUUCCAAAGAAUGAAACGGACAUAACAGACAUCGUUAAGGAAGCAAUACAAAUAUCCAAGGAGGAAUUCAACGUGAUCAUUUACGCCGUUAUAGCUACUGAUGAUUUUUCCAUUUCAUCGGACCACGACUGUCGUGAGCUUUGGGUUUUUAAAUGCCAAACAACAAUUGUUGAGAAAAUGAUAAACUCUUUUAAAAUCGUUCGGUUCAUCUUAGAUGUUCGAAGCAUAUUAAGAGCCUUUCAAACCCCUCGAUUGAGAGAAGAGGUUAUAAGUCGUGGGGGUGUCGAAAUUGAAGUAGCAGACGAUGAGGCAUCCAUCGUUUCACUUAAAGACAUGUUCACGAAUUGUUUGAAAAAUCAAAGCAUCUUUCAUGACAUUGUGAGCGAAAAUGUAUUCAAUGUACCGGAAAACGCGCUUGAGAUUUUGUCUUCAAUGUCUGCCACUUCAUUUGAGGAAGAGUUACAAAAAUUUAUUGUUGUAAGUGAGCAUUUUAAUUACCUUAACUCCGAAUGUCAACGUCCAUCUUCAACGAUGUGUGACAUGAUUGAGCGAUGGCUACAAAUGGAAUCACUGCUCAGUGAAAAUGGCAGAUUAGCUACAAUCAAAAAUCAAAUUCCUACUAUUCUGUCCCCGACAUCAAUAGUAGCAAAUAACUUUCAUCCGGCUUAUAGAGGAUUGACAUUUGCAAAUAAUGCAGAACGAAAUGUGAUGGUCCUCGAAUACUUGUUGACGAUCUUGGAUGAUCAAGGACUCGAUGAGUUUUAUGAAUUUUCCAACAAAAAGGGACUUUUCGAAAAACUCGAAGCACGUCAAAUCAAAGAUGCAGAAAUAUAUUGGGAUUUCGCCCAAAAAAAGUAUCCAACGCUCGCCAAUAUUGCAAAAAAAUUAAUAAGAGUACCGGCCUCAGUAGUCAAGUUAAAAUUACAGUCAAUUAGUGGCAAUGAUAUCGAGAAGGAUAAUAUGAUGGUUGAGCUCUAUUAUCGAUUAAAACUUCAAGACGAUAAUAUAACGGAUAAAUAUUAGAUAAUAAGAGAUUGUUGGAAAAUAUGAAUUUAUGAAAAAAUUUGAGCCACAAAAAUAUGGGAUGCUUUCUCUUAAGCUGUCGUACUUUAACUUAUUAUUCGAGUAACUGAAACGCAGCUAGUUAGUCGUAUAAAAUCGAAAGUGAAUAAAAUUAAAAUAAUAGCAGUUUCUGCUCCAGUCGAAAGAAUGAAAUCAUCGUGAAAAUGGUGAUAAUAUGAAUUUUGACAAAUAAUUGAUUGGUUGUCACAAGUCACAAUGUUAUAUAUAAAUAAUGAAUAUGAAAUUAGAUAAAAUGGAACUAGUUAUAGUCUUUUUUAAUCAAAAGUGAGAGAAAUUAAAACAAUAGCGCUUCUUGUUUCAGUUGUAAAAAUGAAAUCACAGCCAAAUAAUAGUCAAAUAAUGGUAACAAUAUGAAUUCUGACAUGACUAUUUGAUUGAUCGUUGAAACGUUGUAUAUGAAGAAUGAAUAUGAAAUUAGAUAAUAGUUUCCAUUACAAGUAGAUAAAACUUGAAUUGCACAUGUUCCUGCAUCAGUUAUGAUGAAAUUACUGCUAAUUAAUGGCAACUGGCAGAAACGUUAAUUACGAUAUUGAAAAUAUCGAUCUCUACUUUUAUUGACUGAAAUUCGUGUGAAAUCGUUGUUGAUAAACGGCGAAAACAUCGGUCUCCAUGUUUAUUGACCAAAAUUUGCGUGAAGCCGUUGUUGAUAAACGGUGUACAUAUAUAACAAAACGAAUGUAAAACUAGUAUCGAAACAAAUAUUGAAUACAUCGGAAAUACAUCGCUGAUCUCAUUAUUGUUUAAUGCUUAACAGAUAGACAAAAAUUAAUAAAAAUUUCAAGUUUUCUGUUAUUGUCGUUAGAAGCUGUAUUCAAAUUAAUUCGUUUUUAAGUAACAAAUAUCUAGAGCCUUAAAAUGUUGCUUCGCGUAACAUUAUUAUUUUCUGUUGACAAAAAUAAAAUACUAUAGUACCUCACAUUUAUGACUUUUAAAUUAGUCUAAACUGUUUCGUAUUUUUGUAAGGAAAAAAUCGAAAGGAAUAUGUUGGGUUAAUAAAUUCACAAAAACU
This is a messenger RNA of Venturia canescens, 3027 nucleotides long. RefSeq lists its product as uncharacterized. The record is from RefSeq and is a predicted model, not a curated record. The transcript is spliced from 3 exons. Lineage: Eukaryota; Metazoa; Arthropoda; Insecta; Hymenoptera; Ichneumonidae. Bases 261 to 1958 code for a protein of 565 amino acids.